ACCACUUGGGUUGCGUGCUCUCUCUCUCUCUCUCUCUCUCUCAGAAACACUUUCUCGGCCGCUCUUUCUAAGUACCCUCAUUCUGCUUUACUCUUCUCUUCCACUCUCACUGUCUCUCUUCCAAGCUCGCCGCCUCUCUCUCUCUCUCUUCGCUGGCUGUCCAACCAUGGCUAUCAACAAAGAAUCUGUGCCUCCGCCGGUGAUCGGCAAGAUUGGACCCUACACGGUGUUCAUGACCCCACCAUCCACUCCCAAGCCAGCCGAGCCCCCAACUCCCGUUUUCGAACCGCCGAAGAAGGCGGUGCCUCCGCCGGUCCAGCCGCCGCCGCAGCAAUUCGAGAAGCCUCCGCAAAAUGGGUCCUUUCUGGGGUUCUUCAAGAAUGCUGUCAACAGAGUGCAAGAUGCUCACUCAAGCUUGGAUGACCAUGUGGCGCGUUGGUUUGGUUUGAACCAAUCGAAGUAUCAGUGGGCAUUGGACGAUUACUAUGAAAACAAAGGAUUGGAAAAGGAAUGUAUCAAAACUAAAGAAAUUUCAAGCAAGCAACAGAAUGUGUAACUUACUCAAAGAGGAAACCAUGCCGAGUUUAGCAGUGCUUGAACUCUUAUUAAGAACUUGUUGCUGAUUCAGAGUUAUAGGAUCUUGGGACCUUCGUUCAGGCAAGGCACCACUCUACUCCUUACUUCCACAAUCUUCUAGUUGUGAUAUAGGUUGAGGUCCUGUCAUAUCAUCUGAAGGCGACUUUUCCCAUCAAGAUAUAUCUAUGGUAGUCGAAUCUAGUUCUGUUCAAAUCCUGAAGAGAUCGGAAUAUGUGGACUAUUGUUAGUAAUUUCUGGUGUUUUAUGUUUAAGAAUGUGAAAAGUUGGAAAGUUCACACUGAUAUCCCCAAGAAGUUCAUAGUUCUGAAUUCUUCGUGUGCUGCUCAGUAGGAACAUCUGCAGGACUAUUUCUCCUGCAUAGUCCCUCUGUUUCGCCUGCUAUUACGAUAAAAUAUUCCUGCUCGUGGACUUACAAAGUGAAUUCUACUUUUGGGCCUGUUGUUUUUAGUAGUGAUUGUGAGUCUCUAUUCACACGGACAUUUAUUCGACUGAUUUACUAGAAGAAGUCGCUUAUAGAUGUUACAGGUUGGAAGUAUAAUGUCCAGAGUGGUUUGAGUGUUUUUGUUCCAUGUUUAUCUUUUGUUGGAGCUAGAACUCAAUUAUUCUCAAAUUCUACUUAGUUUGCAG
Messenger RNA from Syzygium oleosum, 1224 nucleotides. RefSeq lists its product as uncharacterized. The record is from RefSeq and is a predicted model, not a curated record. The coding region runs from base 167 to 556 and encodes 129 amino acids. The transcript is spliced from 4 exons. Lineage: Eukaryota; Viridiplantae; Streptophyta; Magnoliopsida; Myrtales; Myrtaceae.